Molecule: messenger RNA, 1404 nt
Organism: Leptosia nina
Lineage: Eukaryota; Metazoa; Arthropoda; Insecta; Lepidoptera; Pieridae
Source: the annotation of a GenBank genome assembly
AUGAAAUAUACGAUUGCAUUCAUAACGAUCGUCAGUAUAUCGGCGACAUGGGCUAUAAAAGCGAAAGUUGAAGAUCCUAAGGACAAGAGAGAGGCGGCGGUUGGCUAUGCGUCACCAGGCCACUCCAGUCAGGCUUACAGCUUCCAGGCACCAGCUCAAGGACAUGAAGACGCUAGCUCGAUCAGCAUUGGUGCUGGAUACAGCGUAGGGGGUGGAAAACCCACAUACAGCUUCGCAAAUCAAAUCUCUGGAGCUCCAUAUCAAAUACCAUCCGAAGGACUACCUGCUAGUGGCCACGCUGCUCUGCAGUUAGCCCCAAUUACACUUCAACCGUCUCACGGUCUCGUUUCUAAUGACCUCUCUCAACUCAUGAGCCAACUUUCUCAAGGAAUUAACUCUGGAGCUAUUUCUCUACCUUCAGGUGGUCAGGGAGCCGUAUAUCAAUUUGGUGGGCAAAGUGCGCACGGGGGUCAAGAGUUCGCAUUUCCUCAAUUUGCGUACAGUUCUCCAAACAUGCAACAGUACACUUUAGGUGAACAGGCUCAACCAGCGGUUCCAUCUUACGCUUCCGGCACUAAAGGGUUAGGUUCUUACAGUUCUACGGGUCCAGUAUUAUUCUCGCCGGAAUCUCAUUCCAAUCAAGGAUCCCAGAACUAUGCUGUUCCUUCAGGAGGUCAUUCUGUAAGUGAAGGGGCCUUAUCUUACGCUGAUGCUGGACAAUCUGUGCCCUCAUAUUCUUUGGGUAGUUCCGGUCACUCUUAUGGUGGUUCAUUGAAAGCAUACGCGGGUGGUCACGGAGUUCCAGUCAAAACCUCGUUUAAGCCAUCGGCAUUCUUGGGUUCCGUUCAAUCUGAAGGUCACGGAUUAUCUGGUUCAUACGCCGCGCCCUCAUUUGGUAACUAUCAGAGCGGUGGUUUGUCUUUAGGUGCUCAUGGUCAUGGUGCCAGUUUUGGAUCCUUAGGUGGUCUCAGUGGAGCGUCACCCAAAUAUGUGUCGCAGUCCUACUUACCUGCUAAAUCAGAAGGUCUCGGUUCUUUAGAGUCUAUCGCGUCGGCAUUCUCUACAAGUGGGCAAUUAGGCCACUCUUCUCAUGGACCCAGCCAUGGUUUCCCAUCUUCAGCGUACAGUAGCAGCAACGUCCACAGUGCAUCUGCCCACACUCCUCAGUACUACGUUUCAUCUUCCAAACACGCCCCUGGUGGUUCGUUUGGCUCCGGCAGUGUAUCGUACAAAGGUCCGAUCUCCGGACACAGCUCGUUGAACUCCUUCUCAUCAGGACCUAAAUACAGUUUUGGUGGACAGAGCUCGCGUUACCUUCCAGCAAAAGACUCCCACGGCGCUUACAGCGAGACUUCUUACAACACCAUCAAGUACAGCGAAGAAUUGAAACCUCGUAUUCACUAA